AGGAGACCAGUGCAUCGCUCAAAGAACAUUUGAUUUGAAGACUUGCUUGUCGAAUCAUGAUUUUCUGUCUUGUUUUAGCCCUGCUUGGGCCAUCGUUUAUUGAAGCUUGUGGUCAGAAGUCUUACGGUGCUCGAGUCGUAAACGGUGAUAAUGCUGCACCACAUGCCUGGCCUUGGCAGAUCUCGCUUCGUGUGAAUGGCCGCCAUAUUUGCGGUGGAUCGUUGAUCAAACCUGACUGGGUUGUCACCGCUGCUCACUGCGUUCAGAAUAAUCCACGAGCAAGCGGGUACACCGUUGUUGUUGGUGCCCACAGAAGAACAGGAACCACAUUCGUGCAACAAACUUAUAGACUUCGACAACUCUUCAUGCACGAGUAUUACAGCCAAUUGACGAAUGACAUCGCUCUACUUCAGCUCGACAGACCCGUUCAAACUAGUUCCAAAGUGAACACAGUCUGCUUGCCAUCAGCUGGUAGUCGAGUCCGCGCAGGCUCGCGAUGCUAUAUCACAGGAUGGGGGCGCACGGUUGGCGGUGGAUAUGCAGCAGACACGCUUCAACAAGCCAUUUUGCCAGUUGUUUCACACUACCAGUGUAAUCGCGUGAAUAGCCGAAUUGGUCGCGUCGUUGAGCUCUCUAUGAUCUGCGCAGGUGGUCAAGGCAAGGGUGGUUGCCAAGGGGACAGCGGUGGACCGUUCGUGUGCAAUGAGGGUGGCCGAUGGGUACUCAGGGGUGCCGUAAGCUGGGGUCAUAAGGAUUGCCGUACAGAUCACUAUACUGUGUUUGCACGUGUCAGUAGCUUCGUUAACUGGAUCAAUCAAAAGAUGCAAGGUGGAAAUGGCGGCGGAGGUGGCUUCUGUCAAGAUCGCGACCGCCGUUGCGUCGGAUGGGGUAACCUUUGCCGAAGCAACAACUACGUGAAACAAAAUUGUCGAAGGACAUGUCGAUAUUGUUAGUGCUGGAUGUCCGUCGUUGAAAUGCGAGUGAAUUCUCAUGUUGUCAUUAAGGAAUAAUUCUGCAUAAAUAAAGUCAAUUGAAAGUAA
Messenger RNA from Dendronephthya gigantea, 1040 nucleotides. RefSeq names its product chymotrypsinogen B-like. Gene Ontology annotation, molecular function: serine-type endopeptidase activity. The record is from RefSeq and is a predicted model, not a curated record. The coding region runs from base 57 to 953 and encodes 298 amino acids. Lineage: Eukaryota; Metazoa; Cnidaria; Anthozoa; Malacalcyonacea; Nephtheidae. Gene Ontology annotation, biological process: proteolysis. The transcript is spliced from 6 exons.